CAGGGAGGAGCAGAGAGUCUUAGGAGGAAGAAGGCAGGAGAAAUUGAAACCCAGCAGCGAAGGCCCCAGAGCUACAGUGGGAGGAGGCAACCCUUGAUUUCAAAAUGGCCUCCCUUGCUGCAUCAAAUGCAGAAUUUGGCUUCGACUUAUUCAGAGAGAUGGAUAGCAGUCAAGGAAACGGAAAUGUAUUCUUCUCUUCACUGAGCAUCUUCACUGCUCUGGCCCUCAUCCGUUUGGGUGCUCGAGGUGACUGUGCACGUCAAAUUGACAAGGCACUUUACUUUAACAUCCCAUCAAGACAAGGAAACUCUUCUAACAAUCAGCCAAGGCUGCAGUAUCAAUUGAAAAGAGUUCUCGCUGAUAUAAACUCAUCUCAUAAGGAUUAUGAACUCAGCAUUGUCAAUGGACUUUUUGCAGAGAAAGUGUAUGACUUUCAUAAGAGCUACAUUGACUGUGCUGAAAAGUUAUACGAUGCCAAAGUGGAAAGAGUUGACUUCACAAAUGAUAUAGAAGUAACCAGAUAUAAAAUUAAUAAAUGGAUCGAAAAUGAGACACAUGGCAAAAUCAAGAAGGUCUUAGGUGGCAACAGCCUCAGCUCAUCGGCUGUCAUGGUGCUGGUGAAUGCUGUCUACUUCAAAGGCAAAUGGAAAUCUGCCUUCACCAAGAGUGAGACCCUCAGCUGCCGCUUCAGGUCUCCCACGUGUCCUGGGAAAGCUGUUGCUAUGAUGCACCAAGAACGGAGGUUCAAUUUGUCGACAAUUCAGGAUCCACCCAUGCGGGUUCUUGAGCUGCAAUAUCAUGGCGGCAUAAGCAUGUACAUCAUGCUGCCCGAGAAUGAUAUAUCCCAAAUUGAAGGCAAGCUGAGCUUUCGGAAUCUAAUGAGCUGGACGAGUAGGAGGAAAAUGAAAUCUCAGUACGUGAAUGUGUUUCUUCCUCAGUUCAAGAUAGAGAAGAAUUAUGAAAUGAGAAGCCAUUUGAAAUCUUUAGGGUUGAAAGAUAUCUUUGAUGAGUCCAGUGCAGAUCUCUCUGGAAUUGCUUCUGGAGGUCGUCUCUACGUAUCAAAGCUAAUGCACAAGUCAUUCAUAGAGGUCAUGGAGGAUGGCACAGAGGCCUCUGCUGCCACAGAAAGUAACAUCGUUGAGAAGCUGCUUCCUGAAUCCACAGUGUUCAGAGCUGAUCGCCCCUUUCUGUUUGUCAUCAGGAAGAACGGCAUCAUCUUAUUCACUGGAAAAGUCUCCUGUCCUUAAAAUUCCAAUUGGUUUCCUAUAGAGUCGCAGGCAUCAGGAAGCAUCCUAACUGAAUAGAAUUGUAAAUGGAAGUACAUGGGUUUGGUUUGGUUUGUUAGAGUUUAUCGAUGGUCAGCAAAUGAUAUUGGUGACUUGACCCUUUAGAUACCUGGUUGAUUGUCUCGAUCCUUGCUCUCAUCACUUCUGGUCCCAUUUACUUCCCUUUGCCUCUAGUCUUGUUGGCUUUCUCUCACAACCUUCACUACCAUUAUUUCCAAAGGCCCAUUUGGAAACACGAGUUCUGCCCUACUAACAAAGAGAAUGCAGAAGCUGCCUGGAGAACUGUGUAUGUCUGAACUCCUCAGUUUUCAGAGGCGUCCCUGCUUCACGGUUCAAUGAUCUAAGAUAUAAGUCCAUUUGUUUCCUAGAAAUCAAUACGAAGAAUAACACAUCCUGGCUGGCAAAGAAGACACGAGAAUUUAUUUCCGUACACUUGACUUUCAAUCACUGUACAAUACCAGAGGCUCAAAAAUACAAAAUCGAGGUUUUUAAGCAACCAAAAUGUUUCAUUAAUAACUUUAAAUGUUUAGCUUUUUCUUUCCUUGGUAAGACUUGAUAUGUACAGUUUCCAAAUGGUAAAUACUUUUUAAAUGUUGGCAGUCGUUAUUUACAGCAUAAUAUUUCAUAUUCUUUCAAGAUUGCGAGUGUUCUCAUAUUUAUCAUGAUGAAGAUGUUCAGCACCUGCAUAGUGUGACCGUUCUCCUCUGACCAAUCUUGAAUCUAUCAUCUCUUUAUUUUCUAGACCAUGGAAAAAUGCAGUGAAGAAAAAGAGUACUGUUAUAAUACAAGGUGAAUUUGGAUCAAUGUUGUUUAUUUAUGACACAUUUCUUUUACACAUAUACUAGUAGAUGAGAAAAUUGAAAAUAUUAGAAUUUAAAGUUAAAAGUGAGAGGCAAGAAUGGAUCCAAGUAAGCUACCUGUUUCUUUCCUUCCUUCCUCUAUUCCAUCUGCUCACCCUGGUCAGAUGGCUUCUUUCCUUUGAGAAUCACCUAUUCCCAAACCUCUAUGUUUCUCAGGGCUUUGCAGCUACCACAAGUGGGUGGUGGAGACUUUGGUAAGCUGCCUGUGCUGCCAUUCUUCCUUCAUCCUGGUUGCCCUAGACCCACUGCGGCUUGCUAGGGAUAGUCCCUUCCCCCAUGGCUGUCUCCUUCCUUAGGAUAUUCCUUAAUCCCCCUUCUAUCCCUGCUUGCUACCAGGUACUCUGUAGCCAACCCACAUUUCACAGAGCCAUGCAGGCUACAUUUACCUUCCUCUCCUCCUCCUCUGCU
Molecule: messenger RNA, 2554 nt
Organism: Meriones unguiculatus (Mongolian gerbil)
Lineage: Eukaryota; Metazoa; Chordata; Mammalia; Rodentia; Muridae
Gene: Serpinb7
Product: serpin family B member 7
Exons: 8
Coding region: 105-1247 (380 amino acids)
Biological process (GO): negative regulation of endopeptidase activity
Molecular function (GO): serine-type endopeptidase inhibitor activity
Source: RefSeq, a predicted model, not a curated record